This is a messenger RNA of Durusdinium trenchii, 660 nucleotides long. NCBI's taxonomy places the organism in Eukaryota, Dinophyceae, Suessiales, Symbiodiniaceae. The record is from the annotation of a GenBank genome assembly.
AUGCCACAGGAGAGGCUGAGCAGCCUGGAAAACAUGACUUUGGGCCCAGAGUGGCUACAACAAGGGUUUCGGAGCAGCCCCAAAAGGGAGGCCGAGAAAGCGGUGGCCAGCCCCAGUGUGCACAGGUAUGGCCGGGAUCAGCUUUUGCUGUUCCAGAGCGCCAUGCUGCUCCCGGCGGCACCCCGCCUGGCCAAUGGCCGGCCGAAGCCCACAGAAGAGUUGGAGCCAGGAAUCUAUCCUGUCUUUGGGGCUAUGACCAAAGAGAACCUCGUGAGCGACGGGGUCUUACCGGCCUCCUCCUUGGAGGACAAGGGAGGCCCGGUGGCCGGCACGCUCCGGGGCCGCGCUGAGGGUCCGGGGGCCGAGGCAUCACGCGUGCCCACUCGAUUGACUUUGGCUGAACCAAAUAAAGGAUUUGGGGAGGCACGGGGGGAGACGGCGAACACGGAGGACUUCACCCCUGUAGAGUGCAUGAGAAGUCUUGUUGCAAUCCUGAUUGGCAGUUGGAAUGACGGGGAGGGUUGGGGGGUGACCAGAGAUCUUUUUCUUCCGGUUCACGUCUGGACUUUGGAGGUUCUAGCUGUGGCUGAGACGGGAGAUGAGAACGAGUCCAUUGCAAUUCAAAACUUCUCCAACGAGUGGCUAACAGGUUUGCAGUGA